AUAACAUCCGUAAAAUGAAAUGAAAUUUUUUUUUUCAAUUUCACAAAUUCUUAAUCUGUCAGCCUGGCCUUGAUGUAAAACAUAUAACAAUGAUGAUGAUAUUACACACUGGGAAUUUUUCGUUUGUUUUUUUUACAUACACAUCGCUUGUUUUUUUUUGAACAUACACACAUAGUUCUCGAACAAAUAUCAAACUAUUUCUCUUGAUUCAUUGAUAAGAAUGUAAAUAUUACGUGUUAAUUGAAAAAAAGAAAGGAAAAUGAUGAUUGAUUUGAUUGAAAAUCAAUUAACAUUUAUAUACAUGUAAUAUAUUGUUGUGGCGUUUUGUUUUUUUUGAUGGUGGUGUAUUCGCAUUCAUUCGAAUGAUCAUCAUCCUUCGAUUGAUGAUCGAAUGAUUUAAGGAAGGAAAUUCGGCCAAUUUCAUACACAUAUUCAUUCGUGUUUUUGAUUUCGCCAGUGAUACAUCGAUCAAAGAGAUCUUUUUUUUUAAUCAAAUCCAUAUUGACACAACACAAUGGAUACAUCCGGAAUUUUUUGUUUCCCUUGAAACAGAUUUUUUUUUCUUCUGUCAUUUGUUGUUUUACAAUUUUUUUCAAUAGUAAUCUGUUAUAUAAUGUUUAAUGUUUAAUGUAUAACUGUUUCGAAUUAACUGGAUUAAUAGUGUCGUGUAUAAAAUUUCCUUACCAGUUUUCAUUUUGAUUCGAUUUUUGAACGAAUUUUUGCAUAUUUAAUUUCGACGUUUUCAUCGCUAGUUUGAAGAUGUACAAUUGUUAUUGGAUUUUGUUGUUGAUUGGUACAACGAUUUUAUCGUUACCAAAUGGAUACGAUACGCAAGCUUCACCAUUUCAUGCGAUUAUGAGAGAAACUGUCAACGGUAUUCGUAAUAUACAAAGAAAUGUACAGCAGAAAAUACAGAAUCGACAACGACAACCGAAUGGCUAUGAAUUAGCACAGGAUAUAAGUGAAGCUAUUACUGAAGAUAUUCAACAGAAUCAUGGUAGACGAUCACAAAAAAUUUGUGAAUAUUUACGACAAGGUCAAGUAUAUCGUGGACCAUGUCCAGCUGAUGGUUCAAACAAUGGUUAUGGUGAUGGUGGUGGUGUUGGUGGAAAUUAUGGCGAUGCUACAAACGGUGCUUACUUGGAAGAAGGUGGUCGUCCAUUAAGUCGUCAAGAAGCUAAACUUAUUCGACGGCAAGAAAAACAACGACGAAAAAAUGAACGGCGUGAACGAAAACGUCAACGUAAUCGCGAAAGAGAAGGUUAUGGAGAACCAGAAAUAGAAUAUAGGAAUCAGCCUGAUUCGGAAACAAAACUUAUUAUUCGAAUAAAUCCAUCACGAGGUGGCGUAAAUAAUAAUCGUCCUGUUAAUAAUAAUAACAACAAUGGUUAUCAGGUUAGACCUGAAAUUAUCGUCAGAGAUGAAGAAGAAGAUUAUCCUCGAGGCGGAAGAGGUGGUGGUGGUGGUGGUGGCCGUGCACCAUCUGGUUUUAAUGAUGUUGGUCCUAAAAAUGAACGACAAAAUCGUGAUCCAAGCGAAAUGGUUCCUUGCCGUACAAAUAAUGGUCUGGAUGGUCUUUGUGCACCUGCAGCAUAUUGUUAUGCACAAUACAGUGAUCCAGAUGAUUAUCAAUCAAAUAUUUGUCAAUAUGUUGGAACCGGUGCAAAUGGUAUUUGUUGUCCAAUCGAAGGUGAUCGUGUCCAAAGACGUUAUAAUAAUCCAAUACAAUUGCCUCAGGAACAGAAACCAUCAAUGCGUGUUGGAUUCAUCAGUUUAGAAGAUAUUAAUACUGCUGCAAAAGAAGCAAAUAAAUUCAUUGAAAAUUACAUUCAACAAGAAAGACAAUUAGUUUCACAUGGUAUGGUUCAACGCCAUGGUUCUAUGCAAGCAUUGCAUCAAGUUUUUGGUGAAUUUGAUCCAGUACAAUUUCGUUUAACGGUUGGAGGUUUCAUCAAUUUAGUAACCACUUUGGUUAUCAAAAGAAAAUUCAAACUUAGUAAUGAACAAGCUCGUGAUGGACUUUAUCGAUAUUCGAUUGAACAUACGGAUUUAGAACAAUAUUGUAUUCCAGAACCAUCAUGUCAACAGGGUAAAUAUCGAACAAUUGAUGGUAGUUGUAAUAAUUUACAACGACCAUUAUGGGGAAAAUCAAAUACCGCAUUCGAACGUUUAUUACCACCACAAUAUAAUGAUGGAUUGAAUGAACCACGAACUAGAUCGGUAACCGGUGAUUUGUUACCAUCAGCACGUUUAGUAUCACAUUCAUCAGCACCAAGCCGAAAUAUUCCGGAUCCAAAAUAUACAUUAAUGCUUAUGCAAUGGGGACAAUUUAUUGAUCAUGAUUUUACAUUAGCAUCAUCAACUCGUGCUGCUACCGGCCAAGGAUUGAUUUGUUGUCAUCCAGAAAGUCAAAGAAAAGUUGAACAUCAUGCUUGUUUUCCCAUUGAAGUUCCUGAUCAAGAUUCAUUCUAUCGUCGUUUUAAUCAAAAAUGUAUGAAUCUUGUACGUAAUGCACCAGCACCAAGAAGUGGUUGUUCUCUGGGACAUCGUGAACAGAUGAAUACAUUGACACAUGUUAUUGAUGGUUCAAUGGUUUAUGGUCCUACGGUAGAACGGGCAAAAAUUUUGCGUUCAUUCCGUGGUGGACGAUUAAAAACAUCGUCAUUUCAGAAUAAAGAAUUUUUACCAUUCGAUCGUGGUAAUCAUUCCGAUGAUUGUGCUAUACCGGAACGUGAUCAAUCAAGAUUUAAAUGUUUUCUCGGUGGUGAUGCUCGUGUCAAUGAACAAACCGGAUUGACAAUGAUACAUGCAUUGUUUGUACGGGAACAUAAUCGUGUGGCUGGUGAACUAGCAAGGUUAAAUCCAAAUUGGCCGGAUAAUACUUUAUAUCAGGAAGCAAGAAGAAUUGUUGCAGCCGAAAUUCAACAUAUUACUUAUAAUGAAUUCUUACCCAUUGUACUUAGUCCAACAGUUAUGAAACAAUUUGGUUUAUUACCAAAAACUUUUGAUUUUACCUAUAAUUAUGAUCCAAAAAUCAAUCCUAACGUACUGAAUGAAUUCGCCGCCGCUGCAUAUCGUUUUCAUUCAUUAGUACAAGGAACUUUUCGUGCUUUAGAUCGAAAUGGACAGCCAACACAAGUUAUUCGAUUACAUGAAGUAUUCAAUAAUCCAUUGACUUUAUAUAAUGCAAAUGCUUUUGAACAAUUUUUGAAUGGUUUCGUAACUGAUGCCGGACAAACAUGGGAUCAUUUCUUUGCUGAUUCGUUGACCAAUCAUUUAUUCGAAGAAAGAGGUUCAGGUUUCGGUAUGGAUUUGGUUGCCUUGAAUAUUCAACGUGGUCGUGAUCAUGGAUUACCUGGUUAUAAUCAAUAUCGUCGUUUGUGCGGUCUACAACCAGCCAAUUCAUUCAAUGAUCUUAAUCGAUUCAUGACAGCUGGUGCAGCCGAAACAUUUUCACAAAUGUAUCAGAAUGUUGAGGAUAUUGAUCUAUUUAUUGGUGGUGUACAUGAAGAUCCAUUACCAGAUGCAUUAGUUGGGCCAACAUUUGCUUGUAUUGUAGCCGAACAAUUUCGUCGUUCAAAAUUCGGUGAUCGAUUUUGGUAUGAAAAUGGAAAAUUACCACAUUCAUUUAGCAAAGAACAAUUAAUGGAGAUUAAGAAAUCCAGUUUGGCUUCAUUAAUCUGUGAUAAUACAGAUACGAUUGGACGAAUACAGCCAAUAGCAUUCCUUAGACCAGAAUCAUGGAAUGGCAAAAUUAGCUGUAAUCAAAUAAGCCGUAUGAAUCUAUCACCAUGGCGUAAUGAAAGAAUUUGGUCUUGAAAAAUUGAUUUUUUUUUCUGAAUCACAAACAUUAUCAAACAAUAUUGUUGAAAUGAAUAAUAAAAUGAUUGA
Dermatophagoides farinae (American house dust mite) is the source of this 3891-nucleotide messenger RNA. RefSeq names its product peroxidase-like. NCBI's taxonomy places the organism in Eukaryota, Metazoa, Arthropoda, Arachnida, Sarcoptiformes, Pyroglyphidae. Gene Ontology annotation, biological process: response to oxidative stress. The record is from RefSeq and is a predicted model, not a curated record. Gene Ontology annotation, molecular function: peroxidase activity; heme binding.